Molecule: messenger RNA, 1193 nt
Organism: Serpula lacrymans var. lacrymans S7.9
Lineage: Eukaryota; Fungi; Basidiomycota; Agaricomycetes; Boletales; Serpulaceae
Exons: 3
Coding region: 81-1124 (347 amino acids)
Biological process (GO): translation
Cellular component (GO): ribosome; mitochondrial small ribosomal subunit
Molecular function (GO): RNA binding; structural constituent of ribosome
Source: RefSeq, a predicted model, not a curated record
GUUCUAUUGCAGCCUUUUGGUGAAGCUCUUAUACGAGGUAUCCGUCGCUGGGCUCCUCGUUGUGCGGGAAUCCUUUCGCGAUGGCCAUGAGUAUUCUCCGCCAACCAAUUCGAACUUCGCUGAAGCGCACCUAUUCAACCACACGACCCUUCGUACCUCCUGCAGCUCUAAGGGACAUAGACAAUGCACCCAGGCAGAGAACAAAACCCAGACCUGAAUCUCCUACCUUCUACACCGCCCGUUCUCCUUAUUAUGACCAACUUAACUCACUGGAGUCGGCCAUUCAGUACUCAAGGAGCGCCUUGACAAAGUUCCAGCUUUUACCCUUGCCUGCUUUUGCACGAGAUUCUCUACCUCAUCUUCACCCUGUUUGGAUGGAUAAGAGGGAAAUGGGUGAUGCUCUCAGUUCGAAGUUGACGACUUCGCGGUACCGUCGCGUCACGCAACUACUGAACGAGCUUAACGACCACAGGCGGAUUGCUCAUGCGGCAGGAUGCGAGGAUUUAGGAGAGGGGAUCGAGAGUAUAGUCAAGUUAUUCGAGAAGAAAAAUCAGGAGGCUAUUCUGGCAAGGGGGAAGAGAAAACCUGUCAAAUUUGACAAGUAUGGUCGAUCCUACACGCUGGGUAAAAGAAAGACCAGUGCUGCUCGUGUCUGGAUAAUACCUAUAGCGAAGCCUUCCGCUGUUCCGCAAGGACAGUCCCAGACACCUGAAGAGCAACAACCAGACAAGUUGGAUCUCACAUUGACCGGUUUAGAGGACGUGUUCAGUGAUCCAAAAGCAAAGCCCACUAUCCCCGUGACACCUGCCACUGUGCUUGUCAAUAACGUUCCUCUUGCACAUUACUUCCCAAUCCCAGCCGACCGUGAGCGAGUGAUUCGACCCCUCAAGCUUACAGGCCUCCUUGGAGCAUACAACGUUUUUGCCAUCGUUCGUGGAGGUGGAGUUAGCGGUCAAUCCGGCGCCGUAGCUCAUGGUAUCGCAAAAGGACUUGCGGCACAUGAGCCUGCAAUUGAAAUGAUUCUGCGGAAAGCCAAAUUGAUGAGACGCGAUCCUCGUAUGGUUGAGCGCAAGAAAACGGGUAUGGCUAAGGCUCGCAAGCGGUAUACCUGGGUCAAGCGGUAAUAUUGUCUUGCCUCGCUGUCUUCAUUUACACUUCCCACUUGAAUAUAAAAAUACACUAAUGCCCGUUAU